AUGAAUCACCGAUCGUUCAUUCGUCAUAUGCAAAGCAACUACAUCCAAUGCGUUGUUUCAGGCGGUCAGCCUCCAAACCGCAAGUUCUUUUUUUAUGGUCAGAAAGCUGGGGCUGAUGCUUUCUACCUUGUAGAAUGCAAUGUGAACCCAGCAUCAUCCGAAGCCCAGCUCAAAAUUAAGGCCGACGAUGGGGCUACUGCGGAGGCCUUUUCUACUUUGUUUCAAUCAGUGUUGUCUGAAUUUGGGCUUUCUUGA
This is a messenger RNA of Triticum turgidum subsp. durum (durum wheat), 255 nucleotides long. The record is from the annotation of a GenBank genome assembly. NCBI's taxonomy places the organism in Eukaryota, Viridiplantae, Streptophyta, Magnoliopsida, Poales, Poaceae.